GAGCACCAGAUAACCAUACGUAACCUUAACUACUAGUUCGCCGGCGGCCCCGAUUAUCCUGUACGUUUGCAGGUAACUACUUUGUCUCCUAGGCACAAGUUUCUUUGGAAUGGGCUGUUGAGUCGCAAGUUCCUCUCUCCAGGAUGACGUCGCGUCUUGUUCUGGUCAUUGGUGACCUCUUUAUCCCUGAUCGAGCCCCGGAUCUUCCAGCCAAGUUUCGGAAACUCUUAACGCCAGGCAAGAUCGGCCAGAUCCUCUGUCUGGGCAACCUGACGGACCGAAGUACAUUUGAAUUCCUCCGUGGUAUCGCUCCCGAUCUGCAACUGGUCAAGGGUGAUUUCGAUGUCGACUCUCCCAAUCUACCUCUAUCAAAAGUGGUGACCCACGGGAGCCUCCGGAUCGGUCUUACACAUGGCCACACCAUCAUCCCGCCAGGUGACGCCGAAGCCCUGCUUAUCGCCGCGCGCCAGAUGGAUGUUGAUAUAUUACUCUGGGGUGGUGCGCACCGCUUUGAUGCUUUUGAGAUGGAGGGAAGAUUCUUUAUCACUCCGGGAAGUGCAACGGGCGCUCUGAGUACCAGGUAUUGGCCGGAAGGAGAGGAACCAACGCCUAGCUUUUGUCUCAUGGACAUUCAAGGUGACGUACUUGUGUUGUAUGUCUACCAACUCAAGACGGACGCCAAUGGCGCUGAAACCGUCGCGGUCGAAAAGGUCUCCUUCCGCAAGAACACCGUUCCAUCAUGAGUUAACGCUUCGUAAUAUUUGCUUGUAUAUACGUCAUAGAAACAGCCACGAUCACGACCUCCUAAUUGUAUGUGACUUGAAUUUACCAAGGUUUCCCAACUGGCGUCUGCUCCGAAUUUGAUGAUGGACGAAGUUUUGCGGUCCCGUACGAGUUGCAUGGAUUGGUUUCCUCCUGAUAAUGUACUUUAAAACCCAGAUGAAGUAUCGGUUGCCCGUAUCUGAUCCUUCUGUUACCCCAAUAACUGUAAA
Molecule: messenger RNA, 992 nt
Organism: Aspergillus nomiae NRRL 13137
Lineage: Eukaryota; Fungi; Ascomycota; Eurotiomycetes; Eurotiales; Aspergillaceae
Product: vacuolar protein sorting-associated protein 29
Exons: 4
Biological process (GO): intracellular protein transport; retrograde transport, endosome to Golgi
Cellular component (GO): retromer complex; endosome
Source: RefSeq, a predicted model, not a curated record